Molecule: messenger RNA, 892 nt
Organism: Mucor mucedo
Lineage: Eukaryota; Fungi; Mucoromycota; Mucoromycetes; Mucorales; Mucoraceae
Product: velvet factor-domain-containing protein
Exons: 4
Coding region: 71-631 (186 amino acids)
Source: RefSeq, a predicted model, not a curated record
UUUUCUUUUUUUUUUUUUUAAAAAAAAAAAAAAACUUCUCUUUUUCUUUCUCUUCUUCUUCUUUAAAAAAAUGACAACCAAUACUGAGGAAGAGGAUUCACAAGAAAAGAAUUCGUCUGUUGUCCUAACAACAAGUAAAUUCACUUUUCUUGAACCGAAUCUCGAUCUCAUGACGAAUUUUUCUAGCAAAUCACCUAUUAACAAAAAAGAAUAUAAAUUACCUAGUUUUUCCAAUUCAAAUGCCUACUUGCUAGCGGUAGUAGAACAACCUCAGCAAUGUCGAAUGUCUGGCUAUGGCGAAAAGGACAGGCGUCCCAUUGACCCUGCACCCAUUGUCAAACUCAUCAUUUUAAAUUGUGACCAGGACAAUAUCGAAGAUGAAUUGGAAAGUCCCUUCUAUGUAGUUCAUGUCUCAUUGUAUUCAGAAGAUAUGCAAACCCAACACGAUUUAAUUCAAGGUGCGGCUGUACCUCAUAGCGUACGCUUCCUUGUAGGUUCACUUGUCAGUUCACCCAGUAUAUUAAAAAACCUACAAGAUGAAAAAGGCUACUAUUUUGCCUUUCCUGAUCUAAGUGUUCGAAUGACAGGUCGAUAUCGACUUCAUUUCAACCUAAUUCAUUUAGCCAUGUAAACCAAUCAUAUUGUCAUCAUCAUACACACACACAAAAAAAAAUUAGACUAAACCUAAUGUUUCCUAGGAACAAGGUCAUUACCGAAGUUUUUUCUGAUCCGUUUACUGUUUAUUCUGCCAAGGCCUAUCCGGGAAUGAAAGGAUCAACUGAAUUAUCAAGGCACUUGGCCAAACAAGGUUUAAAGCUAACUGUACGCACCCAAAUUCGUACCAAAAAGAAUUAAAACUCAAAAACCUUAAAAAAAAAUAAUAUAAUAAAAA